AUGAGGGUCCUCUAUCUACUGCUGCUGACUCUCAGCCUCCUCUUUUCGCAGAUGGCCACAGGUGUUAACCUGCUUACGGCUCUCGGCCAGAGGUCCGACCACUACAUAUGUGUCAAGAAAGGGGGGACCUGCAACUUCUCCCCCUGCCCGCUCUUCAACAGGAUCGAAGGCACCUGUUACAGUGGCAAAGCCAAGUGCUGCAUCCGCUGACUCUGGGCUGGAGCGUGGGCACAGGGGACCCGGAAGCCAAGUGAAGUACUUGUAACUGUUGUUUGAAU
Mesoplodon densirostris (Blainville's beaked whale) is the source of this 278-nucleotide messenger RNA. RefSeq names its product defensin beta 1 (gene DEFB1). Gene Ontology annotation, molecular function: CCR6 chemokine receptor binding. Gene Ontology annotation, cellular component: extracellular region. NCBI's taxonomy places the organism in Eukaryota, Metazoa, Chordata, Mammalia, Artiodactyla, Ziphiidae. Bases 1 to 210 code for a protein of 69 amino acids. The record is from RefSeq and is a predicted model, not a curated record. The transcript is spliced from 2 exons. Gene Ontology annotation, biological process: defense response to Gram-negative bacterium; defense response to Gram-positive bacterium; innate immune response in mucosa.